UUUGCGCGCAGCGGAAAACCGGGCCGAAAUUCGCCCGCUUGAUUUUUUUAUUAUUUUUUUUUGUUCGCCCGCUGCCCCGCCUGAAAACGGAUCUUUUCGCCGCAAAUUGGUGUAAAUCGAAAAGGGCGAUCGCGCGCGAUUUUUUCAGUGUGUGAAAAUGUGUCGAAAAUGAAAGAAGCGAAGGAGACGCAAAGAGAGCGAAAGAAAGAAGUGCGUGCCGACAAACGAGAGCGGCGAGAAGUGCCAAAAAUAUAAUAAAAUAAAAAAACAGGCAAAGUUAAGUGCAGAAGGGCGAAAGGAGAGCAAAGAACGAAGAAAGCGGCAAAGAGAGAGCGAAAGCAACGGAACGGCAACAAGUGGCGAAAAUGUGCGACUGACAAAUUGGUCAAAACUCCUGUUCCUCGCUCUCUCACUCAACUCACACUCUCUUUCUCUCUCUCCCUUGCCCACGCACAUCCGAAAUCCAUUUGCUAUCUCCCUCUCGCUGUAUUGCUUGUGGGAAAAGAAACAGGAACAGUCGGUCAAGUUCAAGUGGGAACGGAAGGGGAAAAGGAAACAUGCGGAGACCUGUUGCGUCUUUAAAUCGAAAUCACUACUUCGUCAUCGGCUUGGUCCUGGGCCUCCUGCUCAGCUUCUACAUUCCGCAGGACAUUUGGGAGCUGGUGCAGCAGGAGGAGUGUCCGCAGGAGGCCGCCGAGAAUCUGCUAAUCGAACGAUUUGGCCAGGAGUUCGAGCCCCAUCUGAACCUCAUCAACAAGCCGCUGGCGGCCAAAAAGCCGAUGCAGAAAUUUAUCCUACACCCUGCUUCUUAUUCGGUAAAAAAUGUGAUUCGUCCGCGCUACUAUUCCUCGGAACUGGGGAUCCGCGAGAAGCUCUUCAUCGGGGUGAUGACCUCGCAGGAGCACAUUAACACCUUUGCGACGGCCUUCAACCGCACCACGGCCCACCUGGUCAACAAGAUCAAGUUCUUCAUCUAUGCGGACAGUGUGAAGACCAACUACAAGCUGAAGAACAUUGUGGGCUUCACGGAUACGCGCGAGAGUCGACGGCCAUUCCACGUGGUCAAGUAUAUAGCGGACAACUAUCUGGAUGAGUAUGACUACUUCCUGUUGGUGCCGGACACCGUCUAUGUGGAUGCCCGCAAGCUGGUGAAGCUGCUCUAUCACAUGAGCAUCACAUUCGAUCUGUAUAUGGGUGGUGCCCGGAUUGGUUUGGAUCCGGCGGGCAGUGCCUCCAUCGCCGAUGGCCAAUCGAAUGAGCCGCCGGCGAACGAGGAGGAGGCCCCCGGGACGAGUGAUCGCAACUACUGCUCCCUAGAGGCGGGCAUUCUGCUCAGCAGCAGUGUCAUCCGUAAGAUGCGCAACAAUCUGGAGCGCUGCGUCCGGAUUGGGAGCACCAGUGACCACAGCGUCAACAUUGGGAGGUGUGUGAAGUACGCCAGUCGGGUGGCCGGAUGCCAGGAAAGCUUCCAGGGCAUGAGGCAGUAUAGCUACUCUUUGGAUGCGCCGGGCCGCCGACAUCGCGACUUCAGCGAGUUGGCCAAAGAGGAGGCCUUCCGCAAUGCCAGCACCGUGUAUCCCGUCCAGACGCCCGAGGACUUCUACCGUCUGCACGCCUACUACUCCAAGCACCACCUCGAGAAGGUGCAGGAGCGGGGCUAUGCACUGGAGCAGAAGUCAUAUCGCAUCGCCAACGGGAGCAUCUCGAACAAGAUCCUGGAGAUCCGCUGGCCACUGGGCGUGCCGCCGCCCAGUGCGCCGGAGACGCGCCACGACAUCCUCACGUGGCAGCUGCUGAACGGGACGCAUAGCUUCCUGCCGCACGGCAAUGCGGAGCACGCGGUGGCGCCGCUCUCGCGGAUCGAGGCCUUGGACUUUGCCAAAGUGCUGGAGAUAGCGCUGCAGUAUGCGGCCCUCAAGCAUCCGCGAUUGAGCUACCACAGUUUGCACAGUGCCUACCGGAAGUUCGAUGCCACAAGGGGCAUGGACUACCAGCUGCAUCUCAGUCUGCAGGAGGGAUCGGGCCGGAGUCGUCGACUGCUGGUCAAGAGCUUUGAGGUGGUGAAGCCACUGGGUCGCGUGGAGGUGGUCCCAUCGCCAUAUGUCACGGAGAGCACGAGAAUUGCCAUGUUGGUGCCCGCCUUUGAGCACCAGGUGCCGGAUGCUCUGCAGUUUGUGGAACAGUACGAGAGGAUUUGCAUGCAAAACCAGGACAACACCUUCCUGCUGCUGAUCUUCAUGUACCGCCUGGAGUCGCCCAGCAAGGGUGACGAGGAUCCUUUCAAGGCAUUGAAGACGCUGGCCUUGGACCUGUCCUCCAAAUACAAAACGGAUGGCUCGCGGAUCGCCUGGGUAUCCAUUCGGCUGCCGGAGCAGCUGAGCAAUCCGGUAGAUCCGCAGGACUGGCUGUUGCACGCCUCCAUGUACGGACCGCGCCAGCUGCUCAGCUUGGUGGUGGCGGACCUGGCGCUGCCCAAGCUCGGUCUCGAAUCGCUCGUGCUCCUGGCCACCCCGGGCAUGGUCUUCAAGGCCGACUUCCUCAACCGCGUGCGCAUGAACACGAUCCAGGGCUUCCAGGUGUACGCGCCGAUCGGCUUCCAGAUGUACCCAUGCCGGUGGGCGCAGUUCUGCCGGGAGUGCGACACCUGCGACGUUAGCCAGAGUAGCGGUUACUUUGAUCGCCGCAACCACGACGUGAUCGCCUUCUACAGUCGGGAUUAUGUCCAGGCCCGCAAGCUGUUGCAUCCGCAGGGACUGCCAAUCAUCCGCAGCGACCUGGACAUCGACCAGUUGCUGUUGCAGCCCGGCGAGGAGACGCGACCACCGGGCGUGGAGAGCAUCCUCGAUAUGUUCGUGGCCGCACAGCACUCGGUGCACAUACUGCGUGGCGUGGAGCCGAACCUUCGCUUCGGCCAGGAUGUGCGGAACCACCUGGCACGUGCCGGAUCGCUGCCGGAGAGCCAGCCGGAGCGCUGUGGUCGGGAGCAGUGCAUCCACUUGGCGUCCCGCAAGCAGAUCGGCGACGCCAUCAUUCGCUACGAGGACAAAAGUAUUCUGCACAAAUAGCAUGGAUCCAAUCGCAUCUUUCGCCAGCUCCAGCUCCAACUCCAGCUCCUGCUCCUGCCUGUUAUAUCAUCAGUUCCUUUUUAAUAUAUUUCCAUGUGUACAUGAUCGCGUGAUUGAAGUGAGUGUGAGUGUGUGUGUGUGUGCAUGUCGAAUAGAUCUUAUGCAGGACUUAUUAUGAGCAAUCUUAUACUCGCACCCAAAAGGCUUAAACCCCAUUUAGAAAUCAAUUUCGAAGGUGGCUUCCAAGUGUAAGACGAAGACCUGUAGCGGACCUUUCUCAAUCCCAACUUAGUGUUUAGGCCUAGGCAAUUCCCGUUGUUGCUUGCUUUAAAGUGAAACUUUCAAUGCUCAAAAUGGUAAACAGCAAUUAGUUGUAGUUAAACUAAACGUAGAUGGACAGUUGUAGGACAGUUGUUCGAGCCAUUUCAAACAGACAUUCAAUUUUCGCAUGUAAAUACUUAGCAUACGCCGCCUAACUCUAUUAACAAUUCCUAUCUUUCAUACGUUAGUCAGGCGCACCAUUGACUCCUAUUUAAAUGACUAGUUAAGCUAAGUGUUAUACUACUACGAUCUAAGUGAAACGAACGAUGUGGCUGUACGAAAAACAAACAAAACAAAUGAAAUGCCGCCUUGCCUCAACGUGUUACAAUCCCUAUGAAUGGGCUCUCUCAAAAACGGUGUGCCAAAAAAGGAAAUAUUAGUAGAAAAACUGGUUUAAAUUAAGGAGUGCUUACUUUCUACUUUGUCAAGUAAAAAAUGUAAAAAAAAAACAAACUAGAUAUCGGCUAAGAGAAUAUAUAAUUCCGUCAACAUAUCGAAAAAGAAAGGGAAAACUAUUUAAUAAAUAAAAGUAUUGAUAAGAUAAUGUCACGUUUUUGUAUGCCAAUAUAAAACCCAUAGAUGAGCUUUGUAAAUAAAUUAAUACACUUAAAAAAAAAUCAGGUGAAAUUGUAUUUUAAACUUAGUAUUAUUAAGUGCUUGCCAGCUUCUCUUAGCCGAUAUCUACUGUAACAACGAGACUUGUAGUUAAUUUUGAUCAUUUGCCAGCACAUCAGUCUUAGCAUCGAAUAAGAAGUCUGCCAGUCAAAUUCUUAUUAUUACGAUUACGAAGGGGAAAUUCGAUUAAUUUAUUUAAAAAUGUAAUAUAUAUAUAUAUAUGAACACUCGCCAGGAGAAGUCCUCCUCCCCUUGUCACCCCAAAAAAAAAAUAAAACUUUUUUUACAUUUAGUCAUAGUAUAAAAUUACUGUAUAUGUGUACUAUUUAUGUAUAGGAAUUGUUAUUGCAGAAUAAUACAAAUUAUGUAUGUGCAUAUGUACAAUAAA
Messenger RNA from Drosophila elegans, 4389 nucleotides. RefSeq names its product chondroitin sulfate glucuronyltransferase (gene Chpf). Gene Ontology annotation, molecular function: glucuronosyl-N-acetylgalactosaminyl-proteoglycan 4-beta-N-acetylgalactosaminyltransferase activity. The transcript has 7 exons. Bases 558 to 3065 code for a protein of 835 amino acids. Lineage: Eukaryota; Metazoa; Arthropoda; Insecta; Diptera; Drosophilidae. Gene Ontology annotation, cellular component: Golgi cisterna membrane. The record is from RefSeq and is a predicted model, not a curated record.